AUGAAUUAAAACAAUACAAUAAAUAUUAGAGCAAUUAGAAAUAAGAAAUCAAUUAAAAAGGACUUGUCAUUAUAACCAAAGAACAUUCAUGAUCAAUACUAUUAAGAAUCUGAUGAUAGUGAAGAUGAAAAAGUAUUAUUUAGUAUAAUUAAUAUAGAUAUUAUCAAAAAUUGGAAGAUUACAAACAAAGAAAUAUAAAGAUAAAGAUUUUAUUGGUUAUGAUGAGAAUUUAAAUAAAAUUUAGAAAAAAAAAUAGUUUUAAGAUACUAUUGAUGAAUUUAUUAAUAAGGCUGAAAAUAAAGAUUGGUGGAGAGUAGUUAGAGAUGAAUUAAAUAAUCAAGAUGUAGUAUUAAGUGAUAAGCAAUUGUAAAUGUUAGAUAGAAUUAGAACAGGAAAAACUGCAAUCAAAUUAGCAGAUGAUGUAAAUAUAUAUCUCUAUUUUAGUAUUAUUUUGAACAUGAAGAUUUCAAUUAAUUUGAUCUUUUAUCAUCUUAUAAUCCUAAACGUAGAUUCUUACCAUCAAAAUGGGAAAGAAUAAAAAUUAAUAAAUUAGUAUAAGGUAUAAAAUUAGGAAGAAUUGUAUUGAAUCCACCUUAAAAAGUAGAGAAAAUGUUUGAUAUGUGGGAAAAUGUUGCUGAAGAUCAAGUAUUAAGCAAAUACUUACCAGCAAGAAUACCAGCAGCUAAAGCUUAAUUACCAUCUAAUGUUGCUAGUUAUAAUCCUCCAGAAGAAUAUCUAUUUACUGAAUAAGAAAAGUAAUAGUGGUUGUAAACUGAUCCAGAAGAUAGAGAAAUACCAUUUAUUCCAUAAAAAUUUAAACAUUUAAGAAAUGUUCCUUCAUCAGAAUAAUUAACAAAAGAUCUAUUUAAUCGAUGUUUAGAUUUAUAUUUGGCACCUAGAAUUAGAAGAAAGAAAUUGAUGAUGAAAUCAACAGAUUUUUUACCUGAAAUUCCUAAACCAGAAGAAUUGAAACCAUUUCCAACUAAAUUAAAUUUUGAAUUUGGUUAAAUAGAUACAACAAAAUCUGGUUAAGUUAAAUAGAUCUCGAUAUCAUUAGAUGGUUAAAUUUUAGGAGUGUGUUAUGAAUUUGCUGUUGCAUUUUUUGAUACAAAAACAACUAAAUGUUUAUAUACUAAAUGGUAAUCAAAUGAUAAAUAAUUCUUUGGAUUAGAUUUUAGUUAAUCUGGAUUAAUUUGUAUUCUAUAAUCAAAUGGAUUUAUUAUCUUAAAUUCUUAUAUUGAUAAAAGAUAACAUCCUAAUGUUGAAGAUGGUGAAAAAGCAAAUAAAUAAAUUCCUAAAAAUUCAAAUAAUGUUUUUGAGUGGGACUUUGAAUUAGAUGAUAAUGUAUUUCAAUAAUUACUUGAAGUUAAAAUGCCUUAUGAUCCUUUGUAUGUUCAAUUUCAUAGUAAAUCUGAUUAUAUUGUAAGUACAUAACCUCAUACUCAUGUUAAAUCUCAUUGCAUUUUAGUUCAUUCUAUUAGUAAAUCAUCUACAUCUAUUCCUUUUUAAAAUAUGAAAGCAUCAACUGAAGUUUAAUAAACUAUAUUUCAUCCAACUAAACCUGAAUUGUAUAUAAUGACAAAUAAAAACAUUUUUAUUUAUUCAUUAACAAAAUAAUCAUUAAUGAAAAAACUAUUAGCAGGUAAUUAAUAAAAUUCAACAAUUGCAAUUCAUCCAUAUGGAGAUAAUUUAAUUGUAGGAUCAAAUGAUUAAAAAGUAUGUUGGUUUGAUUUAGAUAUGGGUAAAACUCCUUUUAAAAAAAUGAGUUAUCAUAAAAAUGGAGUUAGACGUGUUUUAUUCCAUAAAUCUUAUCCUUUAUUUGCUUCAUGUUCUGAUGAUGGUAAUAUUUUAUAUAUAUAUUGUAGGAACUAUAAACAUCUUCCAUUGCCGUAUUAGUACUGAUUUGAAUUAAGCACCAGUAAUUCUACCUUUGAAAGUGUUGAAAUAAAAGAAGAAGGAAUCUGUAAUGGAUGUUGCAUUUCAUCCAACUUAGCCAUGGAUUUAUUCGGCAAGUAAAGAAGGAGUAAUAAGUCUAUGGACUUGAUGU
Messenger RNA from Paramecium pentaurelia, 2047 nucleotides. NCBI's taxonomy places the organism in Eukaryota, Ciliophora, Oligohymenophorea, Peniculida, Parameciidae. The record is from the annotation of a GenBank genome assembly.